AUGAACAAUGGUAUCUCGUUCUACAGGAAAAUUCUCAACCCAGUCACUGGUAAAGAGAUCUGGUAUUAUGAGGUGGAGAUUAAGCCCUUCACUCAGCAAGUCUAUCCAAACCUUCGUGCUGCUAAACUCGUUGGAUACGAUGGCAUGUCUCCGGGCCCGACUUUCAUCAUCCCCAGGGGUACCGAGAGUAUAGUUCGGUUCAUCAACAAUGCUGAAAUGGAGAACUCCGUCCACCUGCACGGUUCUUACUCCCGUGCACCCUUUGAUGGAUGGGCCGAGGACGUGACCUACCCCGGAGAGUAUAAGGACUACUACUAUCCUAACCAGCAAUCCGCGCGCAUGCUUUGGUAUCACGACCAUGCAAUGGGAAUUACGGCCGAGAAUGCAUACAUGGGGCAGGCCGGUGGAUACAUUGUUACAGAUUCGGCGGAGGACGCUCUUAAUCUCCCGAGCGGCUAUGGCGUAUAUGAUAUCCCUUUGAUUCUUUCCUCCAAGCAGUACAACAGCGAUGGCACCUUAUUCUCAACCGAAGGAGAGGAAGAUAGCCUUUGGGGAGAUGUUAUACACGUUAAUGGCCAGCCUUGGCCUUAUCUAAACGUGGAGCCCCGCAAGUACCGAAUCCCAUUCAAUGUGAUUGCGUCUGAUGCUGGACUCCUCGCUCACCCUGCCCAGGUUGCUAAUAUAGGCUGGGGGAUUGGGACCGAUGAUGAUUAUGCGAACACAGAUAAAGUCAUGCGCUUCAAUGUUGCCGCUGGUCCACUUACCAACCCUGACACGUCCACAGUCCUUAAUGACCUCCGCGUGGUUCCAUUUCCAUCUCAAACUGAUAACAUAAUUGAUCACCACUUUCGCUUCCACCGCACCAACAGUGAGUGGCGCAUCAAUGGUGUCGGGUUUGCUGACGUUCAGAACCGUGUCCUCGCAAAUGUCCCUCGCGGCACGGUUGAGCUCUGGGAACUUGAAAAUAGAUCCGAUGGCUGGACUCAUCCCAUUCACGUUCAUCUUGUUGAUUUCAAAGUCGUGUCAAGGAGCGGAAAUCGAGGUGUCAUGCCCUACGAGGCCGAGGCACUUAAGGAUGUCGUCUGGCUUGGCCGAGGAGAGACGGUAGUAGUUGAGGCACACUACGCCCCCUGGGACGGAGUCUAUAUGUUCCAUUGUCACAAUUUGAUCCAUGAGGACCACGACAUGAUGGCCGCCUUUAAUGUCACUGCCCUCCCUAACUUUGGCUACAAUGAAACAUCUUACAUCGAUCCAAUGGAACCCCGCUGGAGAGCUAAACCGUACACUAGGGCCGAGUUUACUGGCCGUUCCGGGCCCUUUAGCGACGAGUCCAUUAUAGAGCGCGUCCAGUUCAUGGCCAGUCUGGACCCGUACAGCCAUGUUAAUGACGUUGACAGGGCGCUUGAAGAGUAUUGGGCCAGCCAACACAGCCCUCGCGAACUCAAUUCCGACACGCUCGCCGGCUCAAUCCCGCGAUAUCGCCGGUUUCAAGUCUAG
Molecule: messenger RNA, 1497 nt
Organism: Parascedosporium putredinis
Lineage: Eukaryota; Fungi; Ascomycota; Sordariomycetes; Microascales; Microascaceae
Source: the annotation of a GenBank genome assembly